Molecule: messenger RNA, 486 nt
Organism: Mercurialis annua (annual mercury)
Lineage: Eukaryota; Viridiplantae; Streptophyta; Magnoliopsida; Malpighiales; Euphorbiaceae
Exons: 2
Coding region: 1-486 (161 amino acids)
Source: RefSeq, a predicted model, not a curated record
AUGGAGUUGUUAUCAAAAACCUGUUUGCCUGUAGUAUUUAUACUUCUCUUCAUCUCUUCUAUUACUAUAGCUAGUGGUGGUCAGACUCCACCGUCUAGCCCGAGUCCUCGUAAAUCUCCAGCCGAACCUCCUAUGCGUAUCAGCAUUAAAAGUUUCCCUAUGAAAGGUAAGGUUCCACCGUCUGGUCCGAGUCCACGUAAAUCUCCGGGUAGACCACCUAUGCGUAUCAACAUUAAAAAUUUCCAUAUAGAUGAUCAGACUCCGCCUUAUUCUGGCCCGAGUCCUCGUAAAUUUCCGGGUGAACCUCCAAUGCGUUUCAGAAUUAACAGAUCCGGUCCAAGUGAUCCUAGAAGACCCCCUCCACCUCCACCUUCUUGCAGCACCACCUCCAUAUCCGGCAGGCACCACCUCCUACCCCCUCCACCUCCGGUAGGCACCACCUCCAACUCCACUUAUCCGCCGCCACCAGUUGUUUGUCUGAGAUGA